UUGAAGAUUUUCCUGAAUGCUUAUUAACAUUAUCUUUCAAACUUCUUUAACUUUUGCUUAAGACAUCUUUCGAACAAAAUAAUAGAAUAACUUAAGUCGUGGGGUUCAAGACCACAGGCGCUAAUUAAAGAUUUAAUAGCAAUAAUAAAUGGUAAAUAGUACCGAUGACACCAGAGCUGGUACUUACUGAAACGCUGCCAGCGUUAAAGUUCUCGUGAUUUGGAAAAUUUAAUGCAAUUACCCGAUUGGGAUAGUGAAGUUGUUGGUGAUAUAUCAUCUGCAAUUGAUAAGCUAGCUUACGAGUAUGUUUUUAUACACCAACAGAGUACAGAAAAAUUACAUGAAAUUGCUGGAUUUCCUAAAAUUGUUGCCAUUGAUUGCACUCAUUUACGAAUUCAAUCAUCAUGUGACGUAAUUGGUGAAUAAUAUCGUAAUUGAAAAGGAUAUUUCUCUUUAAAUGUACAGGCUGUUUAUAGCUUAAUAUCAUACAGAGUAUUAAUAAUUAUACUAUGUCAAAAAGUUGCAAGAUAUGUGACUGUAUUUUCAGAAUAUUUGGAGAAUGGAAAUGUCGCUUUAACAUUGUAUUUACCACUAGCUAAAGUUCAAGCUAUUAUUAUUGCCACAGCUGUUAUGCAAAAUAUUUGUAAGGAUUAUAAUUUGUAGAUAUACUGGCAGAAGUUUUAUUUCCAACACUUGAUACAAUUUCAAGUCAAGAAGUUAAUGAAGCAAAUCAAGACAUAACUGAAAGAACAAGCCUUAUUCAUUAUUAUUUUUGGAAAAUUAAUAUAAUUCUAGCAGAAACAAACAUGUUGUAUUUAAAUGUC
Messenger RNA from Pieris brassicae (large cabbage white), 824 nucleotides. RefSeq lists its product as uncharacterized. Lineage: Eukaryota; Metazoa; Arthropoda; Insecta; Lepidoptera; Pieridae. The transcript has 4 exons. The record is from RefSeq and is a predicted model, not a curated record.